This is a messenger RNA of Eurytemora carolleeae, 637 nucleotides long. RefSeq lists its product as uncharacterized. The transcript has 3 exons. The record is from RefSeq and is a predicted model, not a curated record. Lineage: Eukaryota; Metazoa; Arthropoda; Copepoda; Calanoida; Temoridae. Bases 146 to 475 code for a protein of 109 amino acids.
AAGUUGGUAAACUACUUGUAAAUGCUUGACUAUUUUGUUUUACUAUGGAAGAAAGGAAAAGAGCCGAAAUAUGUAGGGAAGUGCUUUUUUCAUUUUUUUUCCAAAUUUCAUUUGCGUUCUUAAUUUCUUAUGUUAACUCCAGAUUAUGCCUCCAAGUGGGGGGAAGAACGGAAAAGUAGCUCCGGCGACGACGGAAGACACUAACCCUGACUCCAGGAUAGAUAUUGAUUCUGGGACGGAUACUCAGGAGAAACCCUGGCUCAGAAGGUUCCUAUUGGAACAUCUCAACCCUGUGAAUCUGCUUCCAUGCUUUAAGAAAAGAUACUCAGAGUCAGGUGAAGAGCUACCUCCAAGAACCUGGAACCAAAUAUUCUCCUAUGUAGCAGACAAUGCAAAGGAUGAUCCCAAUGCACCUUCAUAUUUUGGUGGACGGUUUCGAGGAUAUCUAGCUUUUGAUACAGGAAACAACCCGUAGAAAUAUCACACACUCUUUUGGUACAAACACACAUACAUGACGUGUUCGCCCCCUGACACUGACUUUUUAGCUAAGAGCUAGUAAGUUGUACAGUACACAUACUGAAGUUGUAUACGGCAGAACGAGACAUCACACCAAAUACACCAUUCUUUACUAGUGAAC